Acanthocheilonema viteae is the source of this 972-nucleotide messenger RNA. NCBI's taxonomy places the organism in Eukaryota, Metazoa, Nematoda, Chromadorea, Rhabditida, Onchocercidae. The record is from the annotation of a GenBank genome assembly.
AUGCGCUGUACAGCAGCGCUAUGGAAGGAAUACAAAGCACAACGUCAAAAUAUUCAAUUUGAAUUCGCUAAACAAUUACGAGCAAAUAUGGCCACAUUGGUUGGAAAUGUCGAGCAUGCGGAUGUUUUAUUGGUUGCAGCAGAUGGAAGUAAACUUCCAGCACAUCAAUGUAUUCUACGACAGCGAGCGCCAGGUUUUUUUAAAACGCAUAUUGAGCCAACCAUAAAAGCAUCUUCUCAUGAAGCCAACAAUCGAAUAUUGGAAGUUGCAGUGGGUGAUAUCGAUUUUGCUGGCCUUAAAUUUUUUAUAAGAGCUGUGUAUACAGAAGAUGAGGCAUCACAUCUACCUGAAAAUGGUAUCAUUGAUCAACAGGAUAUGAUUGAUAAGCGAAAUGAUAAAGAUGGUGAGAAAUUGAAUCAUACCUACAAUAUGGAUGAGUCAACCGAAUUUGUGGAUAUGGGUAUGGAAAGUUUGCCACAGAUGGAUAAUGAUGAAGUGGGAACAUCAAUAGUAAAUGCGGCAACUGAAAAUGCCGAUCAAUUACGGCAAAUGACAUCAUUUCAAGAAUUAGCUAUAGCGGAUUCACCAAUGUAUACUUCGUUAUCAUCAUUGGAAUUACCUGGAAGUUACACCGCAUCAUCCACUCGAGAAGAUUCCAGUGAACAUCCAUUGAAAGAAUACACACCCAGUCCAUCAUUUAUCUACAUGAAUACAAAUAAUAAUAGUACAACAACAACUACUAAUGAUAGUACCUCGAUGGAAUGUGUAACAGCUGCUCAAAAGAAGCCUAUGUUUCAGAUGUUUGUUGGCCUAGAAGGUGAUAUCGAUCCAGAAAUGUGGCACAGUGCUCCAGGGCCAGAAGGUAUUCGCGGUCGUGCAAUAAUGGCUAAACGAUUAUCGAUGACAUCAUUAAAUUCAUUGACAUCGAUUGAUCUAACACCUAAUUAUGAGGGUAUGAUACGUCUUUAUUGA